This is a messenger RNA of Saccoglossus kowalevskii, 4266 nucleotides long. Its product is annotated as 2-oxoglutarate dehydrogenase complex component E1-like. Gene Ontology annotation, molecular function: oxoglutarate dehydrogenase (succinyl-transferring) activity; thiamine pyrophosphate binding. The record is from RefSeq and is a predicted model, not a curated record. NCBI's taxonomy places the organism in Eukaryota, Metazoa, Hemichordata, Enteropneusta, Harrimaniidae. Gene Ontology annotation, cellular component: oxoglutarate dehydrogenase complex; mitochondrion. Gene Ontology annotation, biological process: tricarboxylic acid cycle.
UUGCGUAAUUGUGAUCGUCCAGAACACUGCUCUUUUCGCCGCUUUUCUGUCCUACAAUCGGACAUUUUGUACCUUCAGGGUCUGUGAUACAGUAAAUAGUGGUCGGAUCUGUAUGUUUUUGAUGCCCUUCAAGUGCGAAUCUACACAAUUUUAUUGCCACUCGCGACUUGAAGGCAGUGCAGUGUACUGUAAUAUUUGACAACCGAGCUCGCGCUGUUGAAGAGGACGAAGAAAAAGUUCGAAGAAAGAAAUAUUCGCAACAUUUCUGCGUGAAGGUAAAUCCAGCUCUGAAGUAGGAUAAAUAUAUAAAUCAGUUAUUCGACUGAGUCAAGCUGCCAACAGUAAAGUUGUGUGAUCAUUUGACCCACAAACAUGUACCGACUUAAGACGUUAAUGCAGGCUGUGAGACCUGCUUUAGUUAAGGAAAGGACUACAUGGAGAAUUGGUGCCCUUGGGGUGCCAAGGAGACGAUAUGUGGCUCCUUUAGCCACAGAACCUUUUUUAAACGGGACUAGUACUGCGUACGUGGAGCAAAUGUACGAUCAAUGGUUGGAGGAUCCCAGCAGUGUUCAUAAGUCAUGGGAUAUCUUCUUCCGAAAUGCUCAGGAUGGUGCCAUGCCUGGUACAGCUUACCAAACACCACAACCUAUAACCGUCCCACUUUCUGUGUCACCUGAAAUGCCGGGUACCAGCCGUCAAGUGCAGGCGAUGCCUUCCAUAACAGUGGACAGACAGCUCAUCGAAGACCAUCUUGUUGUACAGAAUAUUAUCAGGUCUUAUCAGAUUCGUGGACAUAACAUUGCACAGUUGGAUCCCCUUGGAAUCAGUUCUGUGAACCUUGAUGUCAAUAUCCCUACAGAGUUGACCCUUCAGCAUUAUAGGCUAGAAAAGGUUCUUCAGAAUGAACGACAUUGGUUAGGCGAGGCUGAUCUUGACAGAGUGUUUACUUUGCCCCAAGCAACUUACAUCGGUGGAAAUCAACAAGCUCUUCCUCUUAAAGAAAUUAUUAAUCGUCUUGAGUCAACCUAUUGUCGGCAUAUCGGUGUUGAGUUCAUGUUUAUCAAUGACAAACACCAGUGUGACUGGAUCCGUCAGAAAUUUGAAACUCCUGAUGCUAUGAAAUUCACCAAGAUGGACAAGCGUUUGAUUUUGGAGAGAUUAAUCAGAGCCACAAGGUUUGAACAGUUCCUGGCCAGAAAAUGGUCGUCUGAAAAGCGUUUUGGUCUUGAAGGUUGUGAAGUGUUGGUGCCAGCCAUGAAGUGUGUAAUUGAUCAUUGCAGUGCAAGAGGUGUGGAAAGCUUUAUUAUCGGAAUGCCGCACAGAGGUCGUCUCAACGUACUGGCCAAUGUUUGUCGUAAACCGCUAGAACAGCUUUUCUGUCAGUUUGAUCCAAAAUUAGAAGCCGCUGAUGAAGGUUCGGGUGAUGUCAAAUAUCAUCUUGGCAUGUCUCAUGAAAGACACAACCACAUCACUAGUAAGAAUGUACACCUGGCUGUCUGUGCCAAUCCCUCACAUUUAGAAGCUGUGGAUCCAGUUGUACAGGGCAAGACUAGAGCUGAACAGUUCUAUAAGGGUGAUACAGACGGAAAGCGGGUCAUGAGUAUGUUGAUCCAUGGCGAUGCAGCAUUUUCUGGUCAAGGUAUCGUAUAUGAGACGUUCCAUUUAUCUGAUCUACCGGAAUACACUGUGCAUGGUACCAUUCAUAUUGUCGUAAAUAACCAGAUUGGUUUCACAACAGAUCCACGUUUAUCGCGAUCCUCUCCUUACUGCACUGACGUUGCUAGGGUUGUGAAUGCUCCUAUAUUCCAUGUCAAUGCUGACGACCCAGAAGCUGUCAUGUACGUCUGUCAGGUUGCAUCUGAAUGGCGAGCUGAGUUCGGUAAAGAUGUUGUAAUUGAUUUGGUGUGCUAUCGACGCUAUGGCCAUAACGAGCUGGAUGAGCCCAUGUUCACGCAGCCUAUGAUGUACAGGAAGGUCCGUGAUCACCCACAGGUGCUGCAGCUGUAUUCCCGCGCCAAGAUCUCAGAAGGGGUCAUGACACAACAAGAAUUUGAGGAGGAGGAGGGUGAUUAUGAUAGAAUCUGUGAAGAAGCCUAUGUCAAUGCCAAAAGAGAGAAGACAAUACUGAAUCGGGAUUGGUUAGAUUCCCCCUGGAGGGGUUUCUUCAAGGAGGUACCACUUGUGUACCCAAGUACUGGCAUUGAUGAGGAAUCCCUGACUCACAUAGGGAAAGCAUUCAGUGCUUUACCACCUGACUUUGUUGUUCACGGAGGUCUGAAACGUACUUUAAAAUCCCGUGGUGAAAUGGUAAAGAACCGUACUGUGGACUGGGCGUUAGGUGAGGCCAUGGCAUUUGGAUCGCUACUAAAGGAUGGUAUUCAUAUAAGACUCAGCGGACAGGACGUGGAGAGAGGAACAUUCAGUCAUCGUCAUCACGUGCUUCAUCACCAGACUAAAGACAAAGUGACGACAAAACCGUUGAAUAACCUCUACCCUAACCAAGCCGCUUACACUGUAUGCAACAGCUCAUUGUCAGAGUUUGGUGUACUCGGAUUUGAGCUUGGUUUCUCCAUGACCAACCCCAAUGCAUUGGUUUGCUGGGAGGCACAGUUCGGUGACUUCUCCAACACUGCACAGUGUAUUAUUGACCAGUUCAUCAGUAGUGGUCAAGCCAAGUGGAUCCGACAGAGUGGUCUAGUUAUGCUGCUGCCCCAUGGCUAUGAAGGCAUGGGUCCUGAACACUCCAGUGCGCGUCUGGAACGUUUUCUUCAGAUGUGCAAUGAUGAUGCUGAUGUCAUCCCUAAAUAUGAACCUGAAGAUUUCGCAAUUAGACAGUUGCAAGACUGUAACUGGCAGGUGUUGAACUGCAGUACACCAGCCAACUAUUUCCAUGCAUUGCGAAGACAGAUUGCCCUACCCUUCAGAAAACCUCUGAUUAUGAUGACACCAAAAAGUUUGCUACGUCUACCUGAAGCCAGAUCUUCAUUUGAUGAAAUGCUUCCAGAAACAACAUUUCAGCGUAUGUACCUUGAUGACGGACCAGCCUCAGAGGAACCUGAAAAAACAAAGAAACUGAUUCUUUGUACCGGUAGAGUUUACUAUGACAUUGUAAAACAGCGUGAUGAACGAAAUUUGGCAAAGGACAUUGCUAUCAGUCGUAUUGAACAGGUUUGUCCGUUUCCAUCUGAUCUUGUGAAAGCAGAAACUGACAAAUAUCCCAAUGCUAAAUUAAUGUGGGUGCAGGAAGAGCAUAAGAACAUGGGUGCCUGGAGCUACGUACAACCAAGAUGGUCAACUGCUCUGAACAGGGAAAGAAGAUUCCGUUACGCUGGCCGCCCAGCAUCUUCAUCCACUGCUACUGGUAACAAGUUUACCCAUCAAAACGAGCUGCAGAACUUUUUGAAUGCUGCACUUAGUCUGGACUGAGUUAUUGAAGAACACAUGGUUUUUCCUAAAUAUAUCAUAAAUCUGUUACAUCUACUGCUUGUUUGCCCCAAAGUGUUGUUUUCUUAUUCAGACGUGUGAAUGAUCAACUUUUUUGCAUCCUAUGACAUCAAACUUUUAUUUGAUAUAAGCUCGGUGGGGUACAGAUUAGAUUGUUUGGAAAUUUCAGUUUUCCUUCAGAGCGUUUUAAUAUCUGAUUUUUGUUCUCAUGACAAAAAAAAAAGUGCCUUUCUUUGAACUCUUUCUCUCACAAAUGUUCCAAGGAUUUUUUUAAUGUAAGGAUAAAUGGUAAAAUGCUGCUGUUAAUCGGGGAUAAUAUCAAAAAAGAAUGAAUUAGUUAAGCUAUGGAAACUUUUAAAUUUUUUUAAAGGAUUUAACGAGUGAUGCAUCACCCCUUCUUGUCUUCAGUGUUACAUUAUUGUAUAAAACCUAUCAGGGGUGGGUAGAAAUCUUGCAAAGAUUUGUAGAAAAGCGUUGUAUCAUAAAUUUGUAUAAAUCUUACUAAAGGAUUGUUUUAAACAAAGCCCAUGUUUGAUCAUCACAUAUAUUGCCAAAUAUGGUGAUUCAUUAGCCAAAUAUAAUGAUUAAUUACCCAAAUAUGGUGAUUCAUUAGCCAAAUAAGUUUUGCUAUAACAUAUGGUGGAUAUUUACGAUUGGUGGUUGUUGUUGAUGAUGAUGAGGUAAUUUACAUUGAAGUUAAUUAUUAUCCAUAUUUAAAGAGUUUUUGCAAAAACCAGACUGCAGUUUAUUAUUUGAGUGUCCCCAAUGUUUUAUUGAUGUAAAUGCAUAUUAUUAAAUAUUUGAAAUAAGUUGGUCAAGAAA